AAAUCGAAAUCAGUUAUUGUGGAGACAGGCGACUUGCGACAGUUUAAAGUCAUGCAAGGCGCAGGUUGUUCACAGCAAGAAGUUGGUUUUAAUUAAUCAAAUCGUAUAUUUUUUAAGGUAGAUUUUACAAGUUUCGAACGGUCAAUUAUUUAUUAAAUAAUUGUUCACGGCUGACUAAAUUAAAGUGGUGCUGCUUACAUAAGUGGUUUCGGUUCUACGAAUUUGCAAUAAAUUUGGAGUUUAUGCUUCAUGAAUAUGUCGACCGCUAAAAAAGGAGUUGGGAUUUCCGAAGAAUUCAGAGCACGCUAUUCAUUGGUGACGCUGUGAAACGUGGAAACGAUUGUGAUCAAAUCAAGAAGUAGACUUAUCGCGUGGAUGGUUCGAAUUUAGUCUGUUAUUAGUUUUCGCAUUCUUAAAAUCGGAAUCCGUUUGUGACUCCGAAAAAAAACGUAGUCUGACAGCGAGUUUUUUUUUCGAAAAAGAAAUAAGAAAUCAACAUGAUUCGAUUACGUUUAUCGUCAUCACCUGUUGGAGUAAUUGCUCUAGUCACUGGUAUUAGUAUCGUAACUCUGCUAAUAUUUUUAAAGCCGGUUAAUUCUUGCCAUCGGAAAGUUGAGUAUCAUCACUACUAUAAAAAACAGCCCCACAAAGGUUGGGGAUGGGGCUGGCAACAGGGUCACAAAGGUGGAGGGCACGGAGGUGGACAUGGCCACAAAGGAGGAGGCUACGGACAUGAAAAGGGGGGUGGAUAUGAGAUGAAGGGGUACGGUCAUGGUGGAGGAGGUCACAAGGGUGGUGGGUACGGACAUGAAAAAGGAGGUCAUAAAGGGGGUGGCUACGAAAUGAAGGGUUACGGUCAUGGAGGAGGAGGUCAUAAGGGUGGUGGGUACGAGAUGAAGGGAUACGGUCAUGGUGGGGGAGGCCACAAGGGUGGGGGUUACGGCCAUGAAGGGGGAGGUCAUAAGGGCGGCGGAUACGGUCAUAGUGGGGGUCACAAAGGUGGUGGUGGAUACGGCCAUGAUACAGGGGGAGGCUAUGAAUCAUCGCCUGCCCUUAAAGGAAUGAAGUACAAACACGCUUUCUACGAGAUGACCAGUUACGGUAACAAAAAGGGCAAUAAUAAUGGCUAUCCUGGUGGAGAAAAUGAAUCAGGACACGCUGAAUACAAUGAUCCCCAGAAUCAAGAAGAGUACGGCUACUCGGGACCUUAUCCAAACACUGAAUACUCAAAUUACGUUCCCGUCGCAUCCACUAAUCGCGACCACAAAAAUAAAGAUCAUAAUAACAAUAAUAACGUUGCUGCCUCUUCUCUUGGCGUCGACGACGUUGCCAAUUACAUUCGAAACUCUAAACGACCACAACAAAGUGAAGACACGUAUUUAGCAACGCCAAUUUUACUUGACGCACUUCCACUCUCAUCCGACGACACGCAGUCGAAACCGUCCGAUGAGAAGAAAUUCUCCGACGAUGGAAAUUUCGAUUUGAAUCUAGAUUUUAAUGGGUACGUUCCAGAUCCGUUUAGAAGAAAUGAUAAAUCGGCGAAACGCAGCAAUAAAUUGAGCAGUUCAUUUAAAGCGCCGACGACGACAGCAACGGCGACGAGUGAUCUUGGGUUCGAUUCUUUUAUUGACUCGGGACAAGAUACGGACAAGUAAAUUUUGCUACUUCUGGUUGAAGAUAAAUUUAUUUUUGCAUAAAUAACUAUUUUUAUAAUAAGUAAGAACACUGUAUAUUUUUUA
Messenger RNA from Folsomia candida, 1739 nucleotides. RefSeq names its product keratin, type I cytoskeletal 10-like. NCBI's taxonomy places the organism in Eukaryota, Metazoa, Arthropoda, Collembola, Entomobryomorpha, Isotomidae. The transcript has 7 exons. The record is from RefSeq and is a predicted model, not a curated record. Bases 498 to 1655 code for a protein of 385 amino acids.